Molecule: messenger RNA, 315 nt
Organism: Suillus clintonianus
Lineage: Eukaryota; Fungi; Basidiomycota; Agaricomycetes; Boletales; Suillaceae
Exons: 4
Coding region: 81-260 (59 amino acids)
Source: RefSeq, a predicted model, not a curated record
AAGUUGCCGUAGACGAGAGAGAAGUGGUCAUAGGUCGGAGCCCUAGGAAGGUGCUUGCUUCCAUAGGUCAAGGUAAAACAAUGUCGCGCUUCCUCCCCUCCACAAAGAUGAAUCAAAUGAUGGAGCAUCUGGGGAAGUGGGCUAUGCAAAGCCCUGAUGACAAGACCAUAAUAAUCUCGCAGUGGACCGAAUCGUCUCAAACUUAUCUCCGACUUCCUUGCGGAGAAGAAGAUACCCCAUGUCAAGUGCGAAUCUUCUGAUGACCUCGUACCUGCUUAUCUGAAUUAAUUUAAUCUUUCAGUUUAGGUUUCAUGG